AUGCUCAGUUGCCAAGAUUCUUUACCAUUUUGCAAAAAUCGGUUCGAGCUCUACGGAUGCGAUUUUCUAUUGGACGAAGAGUACACGCCAUGGUUAAUAGAAAUCAACUCCUGUCCUGAUCUUACCAACACUACUGAAGUUACUGCCAAGAUUUGUCCAGCAGUCGUUGAUGAUAUUAUUAAAGUUGUUAUAGACUCCAUGGGAGAUCCGAAGGCCUCAACGGGGAAAUUUGAGUGUAUCUAUCAACAACCAAUGACAGUACCGAAAUUUAGCAGCUCUACUGAACUAUCCGUACGCGGAAUACCGCUCUCUAAUGAUUAUUUCUACAAAGGAACUUUGCCAAUAAAUCAGUUAAGGCCGGAAUUAGGGGAGAGCAACCGGGGCAACAGCCCCGGGGCCUCCACAAACGAGGGCUCCCACAAUAAAGACUUCGGAAAAAUAAAUCAAAUUCAGACUAGUAAACAACAG
This is a messenger RNA of Iphiclides podalirius (scarce swallowtail), 468 nucleotides long. The record is from the annotation of a GenBank genome assembly. NCBI's taxonomy places the organism in Eukaryota, Metazoa, Arthropoda, Insecta, Lepidoptera, Papilionidae.